Messenger RNA from Schistocerca piceifrons (Central American locust), 864 nucleotides. RefSeq lists its product as uncharacterized. NCBI's taxonomy places the organism in Eukaryota, Metazoa, Arthropoda, Insecta, Orthoptera, Acrididae. The record is from RefSeq and is a predicted model, not a curated record. The transcript has 7 exons. The coding region runs from base 1 to 864 and encodes 287 amino acids.
AUGACCGCAGAGGAUGACACGGCAGCCGGGCUCAGGCCUACUACAGCACAGCCAGAUGCAUCAGGUCACAGAGUCUGUCAGGUGCCAACAGCAACGAUAUUCGCCCCGCCAGCCACUCUGAGAACAAAGCCAGCCGGCGGCGCUUCUGCUCUUGGAGGCGGCGGGCGCUCCACUCAUUACGGGGGUGGCGAGAUAAGGCUAAGCAGACAAACAACAACCGCCAGCCCGCUGCCGUCGCCGGGCUCUGGUCUGCCCGGCGAGGGGUGGAAGCCGUUCGGCGCCGACUCAAAGAACCAGCAGAAACCGUCCGCCAGGGCAGGGGCCAUGAGCAGCGGCUAUGUGACUGUAGACAGGACAACAGCAACAGAGCAAAAUAGUGGUGAUGCCAUGGAGCUGCGGUCUGGCUGCGGCCGCGAGCAGGAGGAGGAGGAGGAGGAGGAUGCGACACGGCAGGGACUUGUCAGGCGCAGCCGGCCGCGGUUGGGCUCCCGCCAGCAUGGGGCGGCGCUGCAGCGAGUGGGAAAGAGAAAGGCCGAAAAGGGAGCCGCAACCGGUCGCGGUGGUCGAUGGCCCGCAGCCAUGUACACGGUAGCGGCGCACCAGGGCUACGGCCGGUCGGAGCGGCGGCAGCAGCAGCGGCAGCAGCAGCAGCAGCAGCAGCCGGCGGCGGCCCAGCAGGCGGGCUCCCCCACCGGCCAGGCGGGCGCCGGCGCCGCCAGCCCGGGCCAGGAGCAGCCGCAGGGCGCGCCGCGGCGCAGCAAGCGCCAGCGCCAGUCCCUCACCGCCCGCCUUCUCACCUACAUCAAGCAGCGCUUCAGCCCCGAGGAAGAAAUUGCUAGGAACCAGCUGGAGGUGGUGCAGUAA